UCAUUAACGUUAAUAUGUGUAAAUACUGUCUCAGCUGAUUGCUCUGACAAUAAAGAUAUUUGUGAAUGGAUUAACUGGAAUCCUUGGAAUAAAUGUUCUAGGACAUGUGGGGGUGGAACCAGACAAAGAUCGAGGAGUCUUUGCUGCAAAACUGGAUUGUCCUUUGAUGAGUGUUUAGAUCAAUGUGGACUCGUAAAUACCGCCUCUGACUCGGAAACUUGUAAUGGAAUAUGCUUUAAUGGGGGUAUAUUCAGCUCAAGUUGUUCUUGUACAGACGCUUUCUAUGGUUCUUGUUGUCAAACAGAUUGUCCUGCAUUAAGCGAGUGUAAACGCCGAAAUUGCACAGCAUCCUACAAUGUCAUCUGCAAAGAGUGUAACGAUGACAAUGUCUUCUUCAAGCGUUACAACAGAGACAAGGAGUGUCAGAGAAUGUGUUCCUGGAACAACCACUAUUGUUGGCCUGGAAGCUGCAGCGCAGGUGGUCUUAAAAAAGAUUGCACAUGCGCAACGGGGUUAAGAAAGAUUUCAACAGAUGGAGAAACGUCAUGUCAACCAACUAAGGCACCAUCAAUAUUAAUUUGUGACACUGUUGCUAUCGGUCCAAACGGUGAAAAGAAGAGAGCAAUGUCAUCGACCUCUUCCACCGCGUGUCAGUAUUUACAAGAUAUGUAUGGCAACUAUCAACCGUCUGUAUUGGAAUUUGGUUUGGUCACGGCAUAUACAAUUUAUAUUUCCAGAUCUUCGCGUCCGUCCUUUAUUGUUGAACAGAACUUUGGUAUAACGGACACAACAAUAUAUAUCAAACGCCAGUCUGUGUCAGGAGCAUUCGCUACUUUAUCAACAGAAAGGCAACUUGCUGACAUAGAUUCGAGUCAGUCCGUUAUUAGUGCGCAUCGAGAUUUAGGCAAUUUGACUGUUACUGCAAGUACCUACAAACUGACAAAUGGCGAGGCAUUAUGUUUGGAGUUCGAAGCUAAAGGUGGUGGAUAUUUAAAAGCAAAGGAUACUAGAACGAAAACCCAUAAUCUCAAUGCUACGUCUUAUCACAAAACUAAAGAACAACGAAAAGUUUGCUAUCGUUAUGACAGUCAACUACCUGAACACUGUUCAAAACAGUACAUGUGCACUUAUGAGCCUUUGCAACUUAAUGAAAGGAUAACACGGUCUUCCGUCCACAAUGUUAAGUUUAACGGUUGGAUGGAUCCUGUCCCUCCAGGAGGAGAGCCGCGCACCGCUUCAUCCAUUGAGAGCUACGAAAUUCGGGUAAAUGAAGUUUUGCCAUCGAAAGGGACACUUAAGGUAGAUUACACAACCAACAUUUUAAGUACAAAGGUUAACCAUACAGUCAAAAACAUGGAUCUUAAUCUUACUUCAGACACACCAAGGCUCUUUUGUUUAACACUGGAGGUGAAGGAUGUUGCAGACAAUGUUCGACAGUGUCGCCGUUUUAUUCUCUACGACAACACUUCGUCCAUUAAAGUGUGGAAUGAAAAACCUUUCAGAUUUACAUUUGCUUCACCUGCUACAAAUUACACUUGGCAAAACGAUCACAACGAUAUAUGCAUAAGCUGGAAAGAUUACUUUUACAACGAUUUCUACAUACAUAAUAAAUUACUCAAUCCUAUUGAGUCCGACCCGCACGGUCUUAUAACAGGCUCAUACGAUCAAAUAACUGGAGAAAUACCUAUCUCCGGGACAUCAAAUGUAUAUGGUAUUAUUGCAUACUAUGUUUCGUGGAGCCUGAAUAAUGGUUCAUUCCCGGCAGAUAUACCCGCCCCUACCUUCACAAAUCAAUCAUUUUGCAAGGAUUUGAAUGUUAAAGACGGUGAUACAUACACACUGAAUGUAAAGGCAAUUGAUAUAGCUGGACAUACUCUAAGCGAUAACCGAACUGUAUUCAUUGAUCGCUCAGCACCACAUCUCAGCGAUAUUUGGCUUGAGAAAGAUGGAUACGAAAUGUUGUUUGUACAUAGUAGCACGGAUCUGUCAAAGAUGAAAAUAACGUUCCAUGCCCUAGACAAACACAGUGGAAUUUCAUCUGUCGCUUGGAUAUUUGGUAGUGCAAAGUCCGACAAAGAGCUUGUAUCAUGGCAAAUUGGUGGUCAAAAGGUUACGGAAAUAUGUUAUAGCGAUAAUAAGGAUAAUAAGUGCUAUUGUCCCCAGAUUGGUCACUGUGAAGUUUUUAAGUACUAUGUCGACCUAGCGGAAUACAUGAAAGAUCACAAGAUCAUCGGUGAACAGAAUAAAGAAUACUUUUUCAAUAUAUCUGUCAAGAACACUGCAGGACUGAUAAGUGAAAAAGGGAUUACCAUAGUAGUAGACGAAACUCCGCCACAAUUUGGAAAUGUGUCCAUAGAACAAUCGAACUCAAAUGUUACCAAUGAUACGGAGCGAUAUAUAGUUGCACACUGGUAAGGAUUUUCUGAUCCGGAGAGUGGAAUUAGAUCCUACCGUAUAAGUGUAAAUAGCCGAUGUUUGAUGAAGGGAGAAAUGUACAGUUUCUCAAAAACUACAAAGUCGGCCUUGAUUUUUGAGCUUUCAUUUAACGAAACUUCGAAAGUAAUGCUCGACAAUUUCACCUGUACACCUUAUAUCACUGUCAUUGCAAUAAACAACGCUCUUCUGUCGUCGUCGGCCAUUUGCAUCGAAGGAAUUACACAGCCAGACAGAGACAGUUGUACAACAGUCAUCCAUGAAGAAGAUAAGACUGUGUUGGCAGUUUCGCUUUCUGUUUCUGGAGCAAUAGCUGUUAUUAUAGGAGCGGGGGUUGUUGUUGUUUAUCAUGUGAUGAAAAGGCGGCGGUCCAAGUCAGAGGCAAGAAAGGAGUUGCGCGUAUCUCAUCAUAAAGAAAAUGUUUCUUUCGAGAGGAAUGAGCAAGAAAAUGAUAUUGCUCACUUACCAGGGAUUGAGGAAAAGCCAUACGAGAAUAUCCCAAAAUUAGAAGGAGAAAGAAUUUCCUCCGUGGACAAUGCAACAUACAUGAACCUUCAACUUAAACCGUCAUGAUUUCUCGAAAGAUCAGCUUGUGGUUUUAAAACAAAUUGAAUUUAAGCUGAAGCUGCAAUUAUUAUGGAUGCUUUAACACUUAUUUUGUUGUUGUGCUAAUAUCAAUAUGAUAAAAAACACGUCUUGAAAAAUGUCGAAGAAUUUCUUUAAAAUGUACAAGACAAUGACAUGAACCACAAUGACUGAAAUACGCUAACCGUACAAAAUGAUACAUCCUUAUCACCUUUUUACCAAAAUUGCGUUAUUAAUAUACUGUUUGUGUUACUACCUAGGCGACAUAUUUACCGCCUAGAUCAUACUUACUAUACUACCCCAUUUCUGCCUCUCGCGGACCAACGCAUGACAUACGGUAAAAAUCCCGAAUAAGAUUAUUGUCAAGACUGCCGUAGUUAAACAGACGACUCACCUCUAAACUUGUAUCAAUUCCCCUGGAUAAAUACAAUAUAUUAACAUCCUUAACAAGAUUAAUCCAAUUUUGUCUAUUGCAGGUGUUUAUAGAAAUACUUAAUCAUCCGAAAUUAUCUAUAAAAAGGAAAAACUAAAGUUAUCUAUAAAAACUAUAUACUUUUCAUGAAGCUGUUAAACAGUUAUGACCGUGUGCUUAACUAUAAUACAAACCCACAUAUUGACAUAUUGAAUUAACCUCUUUGAUGUCCCCUGACGGACUAAAAUCCCAGGAGCUAGCUACCUAGAUGUGUGUCCAUAUAUCUUACUGUAUACAGUUUGAAGUCGAACCGUGAUUUGUUAAACUUAUUGACAAUAUCUCCUUCGUUGUAAUGACCCGGCUUAAACAGGAGCGAGGCUUAAUUGAAUUUGCCUUUUUUUGUCCGCCCGUCAGCGACUCGGCCCGAUUGGCAUAAGCGCUUGUGUUGAACGCAUGUAAGAAAAGAUAUGCAUGAUGUAUGUGGCUGUCCCAUGAAGUGCAGAAUUAUGGCAAAUAACUUAGGUAAUCAAUAGCCUUUAUAUCAAACAGUCUUUUGAAGCACGAAACUCCAAAAGAAUAAUGGCCAGAGUCACACAGCUUUAUAUGAUUGUUAAACAAGCAUUAGUAUUUUGCUGAUGCCUCAAGUAGAAUUAUAGUUAUAACUGUUUAACUUCGAAUCCGCAUAAGAAGCAUGCCCACUUAUGUCACACCAUCUCGAUAAGUUGAGCUAGUCAUGCCACUUAUAAGGGUUAACCAGUUUUUAAACUGUCGUUCUAUUACAUGUAUGGUUCAAGUGAGGUAGAAUAAAUUAACAAUUGACGCGGCUAGUCCGAAUGUGGUGUGAAUUCUUCAGAAACGUUUGGGGUACUUAAUAAAUGUUAUUAGAUUGUCAGCGCUUGUUAUACUAAUAUUAACACACAGGGACAAAGAAAAUCACCUGAGAUAACAGAACCGGUUUUCGUCAGUAUAACAUGUGCGUGCAAUUUUAAAACUUAGAUGUGCAAUAAAUAUGCUUUGAUUUUGAGUAUCUGUUUGAAUAAAGUUUAAGGUAAAACACAAUUACUGAUUUAUUUAAAUCAAUUUG
Molecule: messenger RNA, 4514 nt
Organism: Mya arenaria
Lineage: Eukaryota; Metazoa; Mollusca; Bivalvia; Myida; Myidae
Exons: 10
Source: RefSeq, a predicted model, not a curated record